CAGCUAAAGGUCCCUCCUCAUCAGGAGAAAGAAAUACCUAGAAAGAAGGAAAAUAAAGGGGCCCCUUUAUUUUUCUGCACUUUUGCCUUACGCGAUUUUCGCCCAGCAGAGUGGUCUGAAGAGGGGAAAUUCUGGAAAGCUUCUUUUGAUGCCAUUUUCCUCUUGGCGUCAAAAAAUUCCUCCCGAGGAUAUGGCGAUUUUUCGCGAUUGAAGAUGGCGAAAAAAAUUGUGCCGCCGCUUAUCUGAGUUUUCCUGAAUUCUCUUUUCUUGAUGUCAACAAGUAAGGUCUUUUGUUAUUCAAGGAAAAACAUGUGAACAAUAUUUGUUUCAAAGUUAUGCCGGAUAUCACGGUACUUAUAACAAGUCGUGUUAAGGCCGAAAUUAAGAAAUCAAUCAAUUAUGAAACAAUCUGUGCAAAUUUCUGCAGAAACGAGGAAGAUGACACAUCUGUUGAACAAGAAGAUUAUCACGCUGUUAUUCUGCAGCGUGGUACUAAAGGCUUUGGUUUUGGUAUUUGUGGUGGCAAAGAAUUUCACAACAUGCCUCUUUUUGUUUUGAGGAUUGUAGACAACGGUCCUGCUCAACAAGAUGGUAAAAUAAAGAUAUACUUUGGAUGCCAACAUGAAUUUUUUAAAGAAGACUCCCACUAUUUACCUCAAUCAGGAGUAUCUCCUGGAAAACUAAUGAGACAUUUCUCAAAUUUUGUUUCUCUGCAUUGAAUGGUAAACUUAGUAUUGGAAAUAUGUCGCACAAAACAGUUUGAGAGAAAUAGUUUGAGAUAAUGAUUCAAUAAAUGUGUAACUGUUUUUGUCCACUAUAUAUAUAUGUAACAGGCCCACCAGCGGCCGAGCGGUAAAGACGCUGAACACUGGUAGUUCGGUCCGAGGUUCGAAUCCCGCGAACGGGCUGGCUGCAUGGGCGUUUUCGUGGUUUUCCCCAUGUGUACGUGUAUAUGAGCCAGUUUCCCUUAGAAAGUCCUCCACGAAAGGCAUCCCUCCCCUUAGGCAGAUAGCCCUAGUGUGCUUUGCCAUAAUUAAAUACACCUAUAUAUGUAACAAUAAAUUAAUGCUGUGUGUUAGUAUUGCUGUAAUGUGCUGUUAAGCUCCAUGAAUUCAGUUUAAAUAUGAAACAUUUUGCGUUUAAAAAAAUAAAGGCAAAUAAUAUAUUUUAAUUCAAAAUUCAUAAAAAUGGAUCAUUUAAAAAUUGUAGCAAUGUGUUUUCUAAUUAUUUGUAGUUUCAUUUUUGUUGUGUUUAUUUUUUUAUUUAUUUAUUAUCUUUCUAAUUUUGAGAGGCAAUACCAUUUACUAUUUGUAAUUUAGUAAAAAGAAAAAUAGUUUUCAACAAGACUACUGACAGUAAAUUGAGUUUAAAUUCUGGCUGGGUGUUACAACAAGGACCUUAACCUCUGCAUGGAAGAAGCUGUGGCCUGAGGCUGUAGCUGAAAGGGCCUAUGAAGGAUUGGAACCCGAAGUGUCAGUGGUGGAGGAGAUUGUUUCUCUGGGAAAAUCUAUGGGUCUUGAGGUGGAUGAGAGAGAUGUGAACAAACUUGUCGAGGAACAGUCUCAGGAGCUGAGAACCGAGGAGUUACAUGAUCUACAUUCGCAGCAGCCUACGGUGGUUCAAUGAAAAAUUAUUUUUGAAGAGGAGCCAGAGAUGGAGGAGGUUAUCCCUACAAGAGAUAUAAAGGAGAUCUUGGGAAUGUGGGAGAAAGUUGCAGAUUUCGUGGAUAAAAUCACCGCGAAAAAGUUGCAACUGGUUGUGCAUCGGAGUUGUUCAACGAAACUUGCCUAGCUCAUUUCCGCAAUAUCCUGCAAGGGAGGAAGAAACAAACCUCCUUGGACAGUUUUUUUAAACGAUCUGCAGGUGAAAAUGAGCAAAGCGUGACGAAAAAGUGAAGACCAGUAUUGAAAAUGAAGCACUUCACUUUUUCUUUUAAUUAUGUUUUUAUAGAAUAUGUAUUUCUUAUCUAUAAAUAAAAUGUUUUUUCUUGUGAA
Stegodyphus dumicola is the source of this 1994-nucleotide messenger RNA. Its product is annotated as membrane-associated guanylate kinase, WW and PDZ domain-containing protein 1-like. The record is from RefSeq and is a predicted model, not a curated record. Lineage: Eukaryota; Metazoa; Arthropoda; Arachnida; Araneae; Eresidae. Gene Ontology annotation, molecular function: protein binding. Gene Ontology annotation, cellular component: cytoplasm. Gene Ontology annotation, biological process: signal transduction.